Cyphellophora attinorum is the source of this 1032-nucleotide messenger RNA. RefSeq lists its product as uncharacterized. Lineage: Eukaryota; Fungi; Ascomycota; Eurotiomycetes; Chaetothyriales; Cyphellophoraceae. The transcript has 2 exons. The record is from RefSeq and is a predicted model, not a curated record. Gene Ontology annotation, molecular function: chitin binding. The coding region runs from base 1 to 1032 and encodes 343 amino acids.
AUGCUUUCAUACGUGCUUCUCGCCCUCUUCGCGCCGCUUAUCAACGCCCAACUUUCAGUCUCUGAGGACGGCAACUGUGGCGCCAGCUUCAGCCAGACCUGUCUAGGCUCCCGAUACGGCGACUGCUGCUCAGGCAAAGGCUUCUGCGGCUCCGACCCAGCCUACUGCGCCGCCGACUGCCAGUCCGCCUACGGCACCUGCACGUUCGGCAACUCCUCCGCCUCGAUCUCCAUCAAUGGCGACUGCGGUGCCACCGACCCGGAGCAGCAGAUCUGCACCAACUCAACGUUUGGCGACAGCUGCUCGAAGAACGGCUUCUGCGGCAGCGGCCCGGACUUCGCGGGUGAGGGAUGCCAGAAGGACUACGGGGUUUGCGAUGGUGUGGAACAGCCGAGCAUGACCAGCAGUAGCGUCUUAGUGCUUUCGACAUCGGCAGCGACAUCGGCAACAACAGGGACUUCGAGCACGCCAACACCGCCCGGAAUCGGAACAGCAGCUUUGGACUCAUCUCCUUCCUCCAACGCAACCGCGCCCGCAGCAUCCAGCACCCCAACGCCAGAACCAGCCGCCGCCCCAAUGUCCACGGGCGCGAAAGCGGGCAUCGCAGUCGGUGCCGUCGCGAUCGCAGGGCUUCUGACUUCCGCCAUAUUCUUCCUAAUGCGACGCCGCCGGCAGCAGCAAGCGCAACAAGCACAGCUCAAGUCAGCGGACGGUCCUGACAAUACCAGCCCUCAUGACCACCACGCAACCAAACCAUCCAUGUCCGACGUGUCUAGCCCGACGCUGACCAUGACGACGAACACCACAGCCGUACCGCCAUACGGCCUGCAGCCGGGCUACUAUAACGACAAGACUGCUGGUGGUGCCGUCGCGGAACUGCCACAGUAUACCGACCGACGAGCGGAAAUGCGUAGCGGACCAGCUACACCGCUUGGCUUUGGGCAACAGCCCGUCGAGAAGGAGGCAAGCAGCGUGAGGGUGGGUGCAGUCAGCGAAUUACCUGGGCAGAGGUGGUCAAAGUAUAGUGACUGA